AUGACCGAUGUCAUCCACCUGCCAAAUGGGCAUUGCCUCAGCGUGGAACCGGUGUUUGGCGGCUUGUUCUUCAAGCCCAGCGAGUUGAACGUGCACAGUGCUGUAUUUCCAAAGGGAUGGACGAUUAUAUUACAGUCGGAAGAGCUCGUCGAUGCCCCUAACUCCGCGGAGGGGACCACUGCGCAGAAUGCAGACGGCAAAUCGACGCCGAAGAAACUCCACAUUCACAAAUUCUCGAAACCUACCCUACAAAACGAUUGCCUCUUCAUAAGCUCGAUAUCCUUCCCAAGCACAGAUGACUUCAAGGCGCCUGCGAGCCCGACUAGGCAGAUCGCCAUGAUGCUAUGGGCCACUCUGUACUGGUACUUCCACCAGACCGAGCCCUCGCCCUUUGUCACAACGGAGGCCUCGAAGAACACGCCCGACAACGGAAAACCGAAAGCCGACUGGCGUAUAAAAAUAAAGAGAGAGGGAGUCUUCCGUGGAAGAAACCUGCUCCCCAAGCUCGAGCGUAUGGGCCUCAUAUACUCGGAGAACUCGGCGGUGGGCGCAAGUAGCGAUAAUACUGAGGGUUGGGAGGAGAUGUUCACAUCUCGCCGUGCGUUUUGGCAACUCUCACCGAGGCUUUUUCUCUUCACCCUGUCGCCAAAUGCAAAUCCGCUGUCAAUUCCGGGAUCGCCUUACGGGAGUCCAGUUGGCUCACCGUCUCAUACUCAGACCAAGUUUGAACAUAGCGGCGUAGACCUGCACGGUUUCACGCCCAGCCCAGGACCUCAAACUCUAUUGGGGCAACACCUCCUUCCACAUCCUUAUGCGUCUGGAAGUCACCUUCCAACUUACUACCCUCCUCCUCCCCUCCAAUACAUAAAUACAAAUGGUGUACGCCACCCCAUCAGGCCAAAGCCUCCGCAACAGGGCGAGACAUUUUACACGCGCUAUAUCUCCAGUCUGGGCGAGCAGUUAAGCUUUCGUGUUGCUAGUUUGAGUGACAAACCUGUUGUAUACAACGGUUUGGAGUCUUCAUUUAGCGUUGGGGUAAUACCCUCUCCCUCACCGCCUCACACUCUCACGCCAGCUCCAGAAGGGACCGACACCCGACAGAUGACCGACGUCCAGCUCAUCCACAAGUGGAUGAACGACCCGCGCGUCUCCAAAUCCUGGGGCUGUGACGGUCCCAUCGAGGUCCAAGAAAAGUUCCUACGCGGCAACUUGGAAUCCAAGCAUUCUUUUCCCGUGAUCGGGUGCUGGAAUGGGCGGCCGUUUGGGUAUUUUGAGCUUUACUGGGUGAAGGAGGACCUGCUGGGCAGGAUUCUGAAUGCGGGUGAGGCGAAGGAUUGGGAUAGAGGCGUGCAUGUGGUGGUUGGAGAGCAAGAGUUUAGGGGCGCGCAUCGACUGAGUAGGUGGAUCAGCGCGUUUGUCCAUUAUGCCUUGACCGCAGAUUAUAGGACUGAAUGUUUGGUCCUUGAACCGCGGAUUGAUAAUGAGAGAUUCAUCAGGCAACUCGAAGAUAACGGGUUUACGAGGGAGAAGCAAGUCAUAUUCCCGCAUAAGACUUCGUGGUACAUGCGCUAUAAGAGAGAGACGUUUGACGGCCCCGCAUUAUGA
Messenger RNA from Pseudogymnoascus verrucosus, 1605 nucleotides. RefSeq lists its product as uncharacterized. Lineage: Eukaryota; Fungi; Ascomycota; Leotiomycetes; Thelebolales; Thelebolaceae. Gene Ontology annotation, biological process: siderophore biosynthetic process. The record is from RefSeq and is a predicted model, not a curated record. The transcript has 2 exons. Bases 1 to 1605 code for a protein of 534 amino acids.